UGUUACCAAAUCUAUUCUGUACACUAGCCUCGUGGUUGUGUUUCAUGAUGUCGUCAAGCAGACAACUGUUGUGGCUUCUACGUCUCUGCUUCUACGUGUACACUCUCACUAGAAGUAUUCGAUGUGAAACGAACAAUGCAGUUGCUGUAGACGUAACAGCUCCUGGGAUAUCACUGAGUGCAAACAAGAAAAACGCACACGAAUUAUUGGGAGACCAUUUGCUAUGGCUGUUUGAUACGAACACUAGCACAUGCGUCAUUCAACGCAGAAGAAUAAAUAUGGAAUAUCGCCAGCUAAACCUAGGGAUUCGCUUUGAACAAUGUUUACAACUUCAGUCCGUUACCAUUGUUGGAAAAGACGUAAAGUCGAACACAUCAGUGUCAUCAACAUCUGACGGAUGGAAAGUAGUUGCCAGAAACUUGUGUUCACCAGAAAAGAGAUCACAAAGGUGUGCGGCGAGUGGUCAGAAAUCUGGAGAAUUUUAUUAUAACUGUUCAACAGUUUCAGCCAGUCAGGUUACAGUUGAAGUAUCAGCUGGUUUUAACAUUUGUCAACUAGAUAUCUACGCCUUUCCAGACUCGCGUCCAGCUCCUACUGAUAUACACAGUUUGCAUAUAGAUAACCACGUGUCAAACGCGUGUCAACCACGUGUCGAGAAAAUGGCUCUACAGCCUACGUUGUUUGGAACUCCUCUUGCCAACGGACGUUUCUUUAGAGGGUUGGCCAAUCCUGAUAAAACGCUAGAUAUUAUGCAGUCAUUGAAGCGCUUUGGACUGCCACAGGACUUGCUUUUUCGUGGAAGCACAGCAGAAGUGGCUACAGAGACGAUUGUCAGCAGUUGGUUUACGAAGACUGUGAAGGAAAACACAGUUGUAGCAGAUGCUGGCUCUGAAAGUCCAAAUGAAGCACACCCUACUUGA
Molecule: messenger RNA, 920 nt
Organism: Corticium candelabrum
Lineage: Eukaryota; Metazoa; Porifera; Homoscleromorpha; Homosclerophorida; Plakinidae
Exons: 3
Coding region: 45-920 (291 amino acids)
Source: RefSeq, a predicted model, not a curated record